AUGAGAAGAGAUUUAAAUAAUUCUUUAAAUUAGUAAACAAUAGAAAACAUACAGCCUGUAGGAACUAUGUAAUAAGCAUUUAAUAUUUCAAAGAUUUAGAUAUGAAUAAGCCUUUGAGUUAUUGAGUUAAGCAUUGCUUUCAAAUUCUAUCUAUGCAAUUGCUGUAUUGAUUUUAAGUUUUGAACUUGCAUACAAUGGAAAUAUGUUAUGUGCGAUCUAUUGUAUUUAUUCAAAAUUAGUCUUAUAAAUUAUACAUCAAAUAUACUUUUAUAGGGCAUUUGCUAAUAUGAAGAUGUAAGAGCACAUUAUUUAUGAUUAUUUUUAAGAAAGUACAAUCAAGCUAUUAUGAGAUUAUUGUCACACUUUUUUGAAGGAUGCUAUAUUUUAACACUAAAUAUGUAUGUUAUCACUCGAACAAGUGAGUUAUUGCUAUUUUCAAACAUAUUCCCUGUGAUAAAUAUUUUUAUUUCAUUAAUAGUCAAGAUUAAUGAGGGAAAUUAGUAUUUUAAAGAUUCAGUGCAAUAAAUCAAUUUGUUUUAUGUAUUUAGAAAUAUUUGUAUUUUGCUAAUAUCUAUAUUUUUCAGUUUAAAAAUAGAGGGAUAUUUUGAUAUUGAAUGGUUAUACACACUAUGGAUGCUGUGGCUGUUAUUUAGUCUCUCAGCAUCAAUUUUUUUGUAUUACAUUUUUGUUGUAUUGGCAUUAUGCAUUCAAGUUAUUUUAGAAUAAAGCAAUCGUUAAAAAUAUUUGGGUUUAUUAUUAUAAAUUAUAAUUAGUGAUAACAAAUGUUUGGAUAUUAAUAUUCAUGCUAUCUUGUUCCUCAAUGUUUCUAAUGAUACCAAUAUUGGUGUUGAAUUACAAUUAUGGAAAUUAUAAUUUAGCCAUUUAAGUGAAUAGAAUAAUCUUAAUUGUUAACUAAAUUAUUUUCACUUACUUUACUGUAAAAUUUAAGCAAGAAUUGAUAUCUGCAUUAUAAAUGUUCUUAUCUCUUAAUGAUUCUGUAAAUCCUCUCCAUACUUUGGCCACUCAAUAAGUGGACGCAUAGCUUCAGCAAUUUAAUAAGCAGGAUUUUAUAGAGAGUUAAGUUUCGGAAGCAUAAAUGUAAAUACCAAAAGUCGUAAAAAGAAUUUCGAAAACUUAUUUUGGAUUCGAUGACCUUAAUUCGGAUAAAAAGAGUGAGACUAAACUUUAAGAAUUAAAUAAAAAACCCACUCAUCAAAGAGCUUUAUCAUCUCAAAUUUAAAAAAACACGGAAUUAAAUAAUGAAAAGAUUAAACUUGCAUCGAUGAUGAAUUUUAAAAUUAUUGAGAACUAACACAUAGAUGAAUUGAAAGGAACUUCCAUUUUACCUGAUAAAUAAGUAGUAUAAUUGAUCCUAAUUUGAUAGUAAGAUUAACCAAGAUCAAUUUCAUUGUCAUCAAUCAACUAGUGUUGUAUUUGCUUUGAUAAUGAACCAGAUGCUUUAUUUAUGUAAUGUGGGCAUGGUGGAGUAUGUUAUCAUUGUGCUUUAGACAUGUGGAAAAAUAAAGAUGAAUGCUACUUAUGCAGAAAGGUAAGAUGAGAAUAUAUAGUAAUUUUAGAAAAUAGAGAGAGUAUUAUAGAUUUAAGUUUGUGAGAAUGAGAAGAAUAUAUAUUAAGUAGUUGGAGCAACAGAAUUAAAUUCAAAAUUGAAAAAAAGACAUAAAAUUAGUUAAUAACAUGAAUAAUGA
Molecule: messenger RNA, 1706 nt
Organism: Paramecium octaurelia
Lineage: Eukaryota; Ciliophora; Oligohymenophorea; Peniculida; Parameciidae
Source: the annotation of a GenBank genome assembly